AGAAGUAUACAAUUGUAUCCAAAACAUGUACAGUAGAAUCCAUAAGUACUAGUAUGGAGUCGCCCUGUAUACCAGAUGACGCCACUUCGUUCGGAACGCAUUCGUACCCAGCUGGUGUCAAGGCGUCUGUUUGGUUUGUACCCGACAAGGUGAACGGUGGUUCAAAACGUAUUUCUGUAACUCAAGAAGACUGUUUACCUCUCUCCGAAUCUAUUAUCUCAGGAGGACCAGAUUACAUCAUGCGUAUGAGUUUGUAUCAGAAUGUAACAAAGGGAAUUAGUGACCCGACAGCAUUUAAUAUACCAGCAAUUUGUAACCACAAAGAUACGUUAUACUUUAGGAAACAUCUGAGAUAGAUAGAGAAAAAACAGAUUUGUCUGAGCGCUACUACAACAUCAAUUGUUCUAUAAAUGAAAUGCAAUAUUUUAACUUUGUUUUAUGUUAUCUAUACAC
Ruditapes philippinarum (Manila clam) is the source of this 453-nucleotide messenger RNA. RefSeq lists its product as uncharacterized. Gene Ontology annotation, biological process: cell-matrix adhesion. Lineage: Eukaryota; Metazoa; Mollusca; Bivalvia; Venerida; Veneridae. Gene Ontology annotation, cellular component: extracellular region; lysosome. The transcript is spliced from 4 exons. Bases 54 to 356 code for a protein of 100 amino acids. Gene Ontology annotation, molecular function: calcium ion binding. The record is from RefSeq and is a predicted model, not a curated record.